Rotaria sp. Silwood2 is the source of this 810-nucleotide messenger RNA. NCBI's taxonomy places the organism in Eukaryota, Metazoa, Rotifera, Eurotatoria, Philodinida, Philodinidae. The record is from the annotation of a GenBank genome assembly.
AUGGAUGAACAAUUUGAUUUUCGAGCUUUAUUACUUAAACUUCAAGAUUAUUUAUCAGAUAAUGAUCGACGACGUCUUCAUUUUAUUGUUGGUGAUACUAUACCAAGACAUUUACGUGAUGAUCCAACACUUGGUGGUACACUUAGUCUUCUUGAAUGUCUUUUUGAUCAAGCAAAAAUUAGUGAACAAGAUUUUGAUUAUUUAAUUUGUGCAUUCAAUGAAAUACAUUGUUAUGAAGGUGUCAAACGACUUCAAGAAUAUCAACGAAGACAACAAGGUCAUACUCGAAAUGAAUCUAACGUUUCAAAAACUAGAGAUUAUAAUGAAGAGAAUACAAUCAAUGAGACCCAAGAUUUCUCAACAUUUACAUCGAUUGAUAUUUCUGAACAACGUGAAUCAACAUUAACUCAAUCUAUACCAAUAUCAUUUAAUAAAGAGGAUAGUAGUUUAGACAGCGUACAAAUAUCAAUGAAUGCUAUCAAAUCUGAGAAAAAAAUGAAACGAGAUUGUACUAUGAAACAAAUCGACGCUGACAGUAAAGAAGGUAUGCUAUGUGGAGAAAGACUCGGCGGUAAUGAAUUUGAUGAUGCAGUUACUAAUUCAUUGACUUUAAAUGAUAAAUUAAUUGGUAUUACUGUAACAUGGUCUUUUGAUACACUUAAUUCAAUUAUAUUUAUAUACUCAAAUGGUAAAAAAUCACAACAUGGUAUUGGUGAUGCCGUACGAAUUUCAUUAUAUUCUAGUGAAUUUAAUUUAAUGACUGAAGAAAGUUUUACUGGUGUUACUAAUUAUUUAAGGAGACUUACGUAA